CCAGUCCUAUUUCAUCCUUCGACCUUCCUCCGUUCUCUAUCUUUUCCCGUUUGCAGCUCGCAGUUCAUCCAGCGCCAUGUCAGGAAACGUCGAUGUCGAUACGCUCCUCGCCUUGAUUAACUCCUCUGCGACUGCCGCAGUCGCCGAAUGGCAGAAGAAAGGGCAGGAUGUCCCGCCUCUCUCUGCGCCGGAGACGCACCCGAUCGACACCGCGACAGACGUUGUCGCGCUCAAGAAGGCACUGCGCGUACUCGAGGGUGCGUGUGAGCACCUCACCACGUUGCUCAGCCCCAACGGCCAGACAAUCUACCAGCGAUCGUACAACAUGGACACGCAUAUGCUCCGCGUGACGGUCGAGCGCAAGGUCCCCGACAUCCUCGCCAAGUACCCCGAAGGACUCCACGUCACAGAGCUAUCCGAGAUGAUCGACAUUCCCGAAGUCAAGCUCGGGCAGAUCAUGCGCGCCAACGCCAUGCGUCACAUCUUCCUUGAAGUCGACACCAACGUCUUCGCCAACAGUCGUCUUUCGCACUCCAUGCGGUCCGACCUCCCCAAUGGCUUCGGCGCCAUCGCGUCCCGUGGGCUGUGCGAGACGCAGCGCGCCGGCGCACUCCUCUCGGAGUCCCUCGCCGAUCCCGAGUACGGUCCGUCAUUCGAGGCGAGCCAGAGCGCCUUUAUGUACUACGCUCGCAAACAGCAAGGGUUCCAGGGCAAGGCGGUGUUCGAGUGGCUUCAGGCGAACCCGGAAAGGAGGGAGAACUUUGCGAUCGCAAUGGUGGGUAUGGGAUACAGCUUGGGUGGACUCACGGUUCUCCACGCCUUCCCAUGGCAGAACUAUACGUCCGUCUGCGAUAUUGGCGCUGGCGUCGGCACCGUUGCGCUGCACCUCGCACGCAAGUUCCCGAACCUCAAGAUUACGCUGCAGGAUCGCGAGGAAGUCGUCGGCCAUGCUAUUGAUCAUUGGGCUAAGGCAUAUCCCGAAGCCGUAUCAGAGAAACGAGUCGACUUUGUCCCGAUAGAUUUCCUCGUUGGCACGCCGAUCGAGGGCUGCGAGUUGUACUACCUUCGCUUCAUUCUCCACGACUGGCCCGACUCAGACGCGCAAUUGAUCCUUAACAACGUGCGCAAGACCAUGGGUCCCAACAGCCGUCUUCUUCUCCAUGACUACGUUGUCCAGCACCUCGACCGCAAGUCCGGUCUGGGCGAGUCAAGCACGUACGGCGUUGAACCCGCGCCCGAGCCUUUGCUGCCCACGUUCGGCGCGGGCCGGGCACGCGCACAUUACAUGGACAUCAGUAUGCAGCUGCAGUUCAACGCAAAGGAGCGGUCGCUGGGCGAGGUGUUGGCUCUUGCGUCGAGCGCCGGCUUCAAGUUUGAGAAGUACUGGGAUCUGGCGGAGACGUCGAUGGUGGAGUUCAGCCCAGCUUAGAAGAAUCAAACACUUUCAUCGUUUGGAAUAUUGAAACAACGUUAACGGAUUGUAAAUUAUACCUGUAUAGAGGGCUCGCGUACCUAUUAUGUAUGUAUUUCGAUUAAACCUGAUUCCUGAAUGUAGUUGCAGUGCUCCG
Coniophora puteana RWD-64-598 SS2 is the source of this 1568-nucleotide messenger RNA. Its product is annotated as S-adenosyl-L-methionine-dependent methyltransferase. The transcript has 9 exons. NCBI's taxonomy places the organism in Eukaryota, Fungi, Basidiomycota, Agaricomycetes, Boletales, Coniophoraceae. Gene Ontology annotation, molecular function: O-methyltransferase activity. The coding region runs from base 77 to 1429 and encodes 450 amino acids. The record is from RefSeq and is a predicted model, not a curated record.